AUGGUUUCUUCAGGAGACGAGAAAGAGUUCAAAGAGAACGACCCUUCAAAUGCUCAUAUCGAGUCACAAAACCAAAGUGACAACGGUGCACAAUGGAGUGUUCGACAGAUAAUCGCUACCGUGUCCCUCUCCAUUCUUUGGGUUGGUUCCCAGGUGCCUCUCUAUUUCACAGGCGGUAUGCUGUCAUACAUGGCCGCUGACCUCGGGGGACUUGCUUUGACGUCGUCCGCAUGGAUUCCAGUGUGCAACACUCUUGCCGUCGCCUCAGUUGCACCUUUCUCCGGCUACUUGACUGAUAUCUUCGGCCGUCGAAAUAUCACACUCAUUGGAUCCCUAUUGAUUAUGGUCGGCAUUGUCAUCGUCGGCACCGCACAUAGUUUUGGGCAGGCGAUAGUUGGAAUGUCGAUUGCUGGAGCUGGAGCGGGUAUUGGAGAACUGACGGCUCUGGGAGGCGUGGCUGAGCUUGUCCCUGUCAAACACCGUGGACUUUACCUGGGAGGCAUUGUCUCAUUCUUGAUCCCGUUCACGCCCUAUGUUAUGUAUUCACAGCUCUUGUCGACUCGGACCUCGGAAGGUUGGCGAUGGUGUUUUUGGAUUUCAUUGAUCUAUAACUUCGUCGCAUUCGUGGGAAUGGUGUUCACUUACUUUCCCGAAAAGCAUAUGGUGAUCGAGAAGGAGAGCAAGAUGCAGACGUUAAAGAAGAUAGACUGGCUGGGCGCAGUAUUGUCAAUCGUUGGCAUCACCCUUUUCCUCGUCGCACUUCAAGCAGGUGGUUACACUCAUUCCUGGAAAUCCGCAUACGUUCUGGCACAAUUGAUCAUUGGGAUCCUGCUCAUCAUUGCCUUCGUGAUCUGGGAAUGGAAAGGAGCGAAAGUUCCAAUGGUUCCAAGAGAGCUUUUCCAGGGACAACAAACUGUUGGUGUAACAUUCCUGCUUCUCUUCGUUGCCGGCAUGAAUUUCUAUUCCUUGAUCAACUUCUUUCCACUCACAUUCUCCAAUGUCUACGCUCCUGAUCCAGUCCAAGUGGGUCUGAAAGACCUAGGGUAUGGCAUCAGCGUCACAGCGGGAGCGACAAUUCUCAACUGGGCUUUAUCCAUCUUCAAGAACCACAAUCGCGAGCUCAUGAUAGCCUGUUGCAUCGUCAUGACGGCAUUCAGCGGCGCCCUCGCAGUUGUCAACCCCACCAACCCCAAAACCGCCGUCGCACUCGGCACCAUCGCAGGGUUCGGCGUAGGCGGCGUUCUCGUCCCUCCAUCCACCAUAGCCCUCACCGUCUGCCCAGACAGUCUCAUCGCGACAACUGUAGCGCUCUCCCUCUCCAUCCGCGUCAUAGGCGGUUCCAUCGGCUACACCAUCUACUUCAAUAUAUUCAGCGAGAAGCUCACAAAAGCACUGCCGACAUACGUCGCCGGGGCUGUUGCUAAAGCUGGACUUCCAGAAGCAGAUAUCAUGACGUUUGUGGGGACGUUCUUGACGGAUCCCACAAGUAUAAUGAGUGUGCCUGGUGCGUCGCCUGCAAUUGUGGCGGCUGCGACGAGGGCUUCUCAAGAGGCGUAUUCGUAUGCGUUGAAGUAUGUUUGGUAUACGUCGAUUGCUUUUGGAGUUGUGGCUAUUGUUGCGGCUUGUUUCUUGGGGAAUAAUAGAAAGUAUUUGACGGAUCGUGUGGCGGCCAAGAUUAGGAAUUAA
Cadophora gregata is the source of this 1686-nucleotide messenger RNA. RefSeq lists its product as uncharacterized. The transcript has 8 exons. The record is from RefSeq and is a predicted model, not a curated record. The coding region runs from base 1 to 1686 and encodes 561 amino acids. Gene Ontology annotation, molecular function: transmembrane transporter activity. NCBI's taxonomy places the organism in Eukaryota, Fungi, Ascomycota, Leotiomycetes, Helotiales, Ploettnerulaceae. Gene Ontology annotation, biological process: transmembrane transport.